Messenger RNA from Pectinophora gossypiella (pink bollworm), 1676 nucleotides. RefSeq names its product organic cation transporter protein-like. Gene Ontology annotation, molecular function: transmembrane transporter activity. Lineage: Eukaryota; Metazoa; Arthropoda; Insecta; Lepidoptera; Gelechiidae. Gene Ontology annotation, biological process: transmembrane transport. Bases 77 to 1573 code for a protein of 498 amino acids. The transcript has 7 exons. Gene Ontology annotation, cellular component: membrane. The record is from RefSeq and is a predicted model, not a curated record.
UGUAUGGAGGCUCGCAAGACUGACAUGUGGUGGGUUUUGCUUAUAAUAAGAAGCAAAAAUAAAUUAAACGUGAAAUAUGAAUGUAAUAAACAUGAACAGCCAAAAGAUGACAAAUCUAGACGACGUGUUGGUGAAAUUUAAAUUAUCAGGACGAUAUUAUAUACAGUGUUUAACUUUAAUGUCCGUAGCGUUUAUGAGUAACUGCAUUAACUGUCAAAACUAUGUGUUCGUUGCAGAAAAAGUUAGCUACAGAUGCAAGGACGCGGAUUAUCGGAGCGAGAGCUGCACAAACAUCAACAAUGGCUCUGAAGUCUGCAAUGAAUGGGUGUAUGACAACCCCUAUAGUUUUAUGUCUGAAUUUCAGUUGGCUUGCCACGAAUGGAAGAGGACAUUAGUCGGCACUGUGCACAGUUGUGGUUAUAUGAUUGGCCUGCUUAUAGUUGGACCAUUAUCAGACAGAUGGGGUAGAAAAUUAACAGUAGCAGUCACUGGAACCAUCGGCGGUAUUUUAGGGAUCUCCAAAAGUUUUGCUACAUCAUAUUGGAUUUACGUUACUCUUGAAUUUAUGGAGGCAGCCAUAGGAAAUACUGGAUCACCUAUAUUCAUGUUGUCAAUCGAAAUAGCUGCAGUAGAAAAACGCCUUAUGGUUGUAUUGAUUACGUCUAUGGGAUAUGCUUCUGGUUUUAUAGCUUUCCCACUAGCAGCUUGGCUCGUUCCUUAUUGGAGGAAUCUGCUGCGAGUGUUAUACGGACCACCUUUAUUAUUCAUCUUUUACAUUUUCCUAUUGGACGAAAGCCCCCGAUGGCUCCUCAGCAGGGGCAACAAAGAUGGAGCUGUAGCGAUUUUAGAAAAAAUGGCUAAAUACGAUAAAAUAACAAUCGACAAAGAUGUUCUAGAAAACUUGACAUAUGAAAAGAAUGAGGACAUAACGUUAGUCCAGUUACUGAAGCAGACAAUAACAUCAAGAACUUUGUUGAAGAGGUUACUCAUAUGUGUAGUUUGGUGGAUUGCCUCGACUUUCGUCAACUAUGGAAUGCAAAUACACUCUGUGUCGUUAAAAGGAAAUAAAUACAUUAACUUUUCAUUUUUAAGUAUAGUGGAAGUCAUUUCAACUAUUAUCACCAUCUACACAUUGUCACGGUUUCGACGAAAAAAAUCAUUGAUUCUUAACUUCUUACUGGCUGGAUUGUUCUGUUUUAUUCAACCGUUUAUACCAUCAAACAUAAAUUGGUUAUCCAUCAUAGUAUACAUGGCUGGGAAGCUUAUGUCCGCGACAUACUUCAACAUAACCUAUGUCUACACCUCGGAACUGUUUCCGACUUAUACAAGAAACUCUAUGCAUGCAUUAUGCUCGUCUCUGGGCCGGAUUGGUUCCAUCAUCGCACCACAAACACCAUUGCUAACAGUGUAUUGGCACGGGCUGCCGUCCCUGGUGUUCGGGCUGGCAUCCCUGCUGGCGGGGAUGGCGACACUAUUCGCCCCCGACACAGCCGAUGACGCACUCCCCGACAACGUCACACAGGCAGAGGCGCUGGGGAAAAAACAAAAGAAAGAUCCUGACUCACUUUUCUAAAUCAAUUUAUUACAAAUUUAUUAACAUAGAACUUCCAAGUUUUUAUUAGAAAAUUAGAAGCGUUAUUGUGGGAUGGAAAUAAAAGCUUGGCAAAUCAGCUCCA